AUGGGCUGCCUACGCCUCUUCCGCCGCCUCAGCCGGCGCUCCCCCCAAGAAGACGACGCUCUCCUCAACUCGCAACAUCGCCGUGGUCCGCGCCCCUACCGCGAUCACGAGCACAAGCCUAAACACAAACACACUCCCUCGGAAGACUCGUCCUUCUCCACCGACUUUGUUGAAGAAGAAAAGGCGUCGUACAGAGGCAGAUCGCGGACCAGCCACGGCUGUGCCGCUGUUCCCGUCAUCCGCCCCAACGUCAAUCCUGCUCGCUCAGCUUACGCGACUCCCGAGGUCUAUCGGUAUGGAGGCGCGGGGCCCAGAGAAGAUGACAGGGCUCCAAGGAGACCUGCGAAUGCGGAAGAGAAGGAGACGGGUGUGAACGAUGCUGAGGAGCAGGAGAGGAUGGACUUUUUGCAGAUGAUGUGAUGUGAUGUCAUCACGUUUUCUACGGAUGGAAUUUUUUUUUCUUCUGUAACAUUUUCUUUGUAUCACGACAUUUUAUGAUCUGGUUUGGCCUGGGGACACAAGGGCCGGGAUGGGCUUGGGGAGUUCACGGCGGCGUUUGGGGCGCAUAUCAAAAGGGCAUUAUCGUCAUGGCCGAUUAAGAUUUGGGUCUGUCUGGCUGGCUUGUUGGUUUUGGGAGUUUACAUUUACUUCCAUGUCACGAUUACUACUAUACCUGCUAGAGAGGUACCUUUUUAUUUCUCAUUUUCAAAAGCGACUGGACGGCGAGAUAGAUGAGAGAGACCGGGAGACUUGUCGAUACAUCGAAUUCACGACAGCUUCCACAUUUUCUCUAUUUACACUGUCACGAGUUUCC
This is a messenger RNA of Neurospora tetrasperma FGSC 2508, 814 nucleotides long. RefSeq lists its product as uncharacterized. The record is from RefSeq and is a predicted model, not a curated record. Lineage: Eukaryota; Fungi; Ascomycota; Sordariomycetes; Sordariales; Sordariaceae. The transcript has a single exon. Bases 1 to 420 code for a protein of 139 amino acids.